Molecule: messenger RNA, 2075 nt
Organism: Pan troglodytes (chimpanzee)
Lineage: Eukaryota; Metazoa; Chordata; Mammalia; Primates; Hominidae
Gene: KBTBD12
Product: kelch repeat and BTB domain containing 12
Exons: 5
Coding region: 113-1984 (623 amino acids)
Molecular function (GO): protein binding
Source: RefSeq, a predicted model, not a curated record
AAAUGUUUCCUGACAUCUUUGUAGCUUCAUGAGUAAUCAGACAUGCAAAUAGCCCCUCAGGAAUCAAGCUACACUUAAAGAAGACUUAGUUGGAAACUUUGGAGAGUAGAUCAUGGAGUGCAAGAUUGAGGGAAAAGAAAAAUACCAACAUAGCUUGAAUUUACUGAAUAAAAUUAAGAACAUGAAAGAAUUAGCAGAAAUGAUUGAUGUGGUACUCACAGCAGAAGGAGAGAAAUUUCCUUGCCACAGACUGGUCCUGGCUGCAUUUAGCCCUUAUUUCAAAGCUAUGUUCACCUGUGGACUACUUGAAUGUAAUCAAAAGGAAGUCAUACUUUAUGACAUCACAGCAGAAAGUGUGUCGGUGUUAUUAAAUUACAUGUACAAUGCAGCUUUGGAGAUCAAUAAUGCCAAUGUACAGACUGUAGCUAUGGCUGCCUAUUUUAUGCAGAUGGAAGAAGUCUUCAGUGUGUGUCAAAAAUAUAUGAUGGACCACAUGGAUGCCUCCAACUGUUUAGGUAUCUAUUAUUUUGCAAAGCAGAUUGGAGCUGAAGAUUUAUCUGAUCGAUCGAAGAAAUAUUUAUAUCAGCACUUUGCCGAGGUGAGCUUACAUGAAGAAAUACUAGAAGUCGAAGUGCACCAAUUUUUGACACUUAUUAAAUCAGAUGAUCUUAACAUAUCCAGAGAAGAGAGCAUUCUGGACUUAGUUCUGAGAUGGGUAAAUCAUAACAAAGAAUUGCGUACAGAGCAUCUUGUUGAGCUUUUGAAGCAAGUCAGAUUGGAACUUGUAAAUCCUUCUUUUUUAAGACAAGCCCUAAGAAGGAACACAAUGCUUCUGUGUGAUGCAGAUUGUGUUGACAUAAUUCAAAAUGCAUUCAAAGCCAUCAAGACACCCCAACAGCACUCUCUAAAUCUGCGCUAUGGUAUGGAGACUACCAGUCUUCUGCUUUGCAUUGGCAACAAUUCUUCAGGAAUCAGAUCAAGACAUAGGAGCUAUGGGGAUGCCAGUUUUUGUUAUGAUCCUGUAUCACGGAAAACCUAUUUCAUCUCAUCUCCCAAGUACGGAGAGGGUUUAGGAACUGUGUGUACUGGUGUUGUCAUGGAAAAUAAUACUAUAAUUGUGGCUGGAGAAGCAAGUGCCUCUAAACUCUCUAGACAAAAGAACAAGAAUGUUGAAAUUUAUAGGUAUCAUGAUAGAGGAAACCAGUUUUGGGAAAAGUUAUGCACAGCUGAAUUUCGAGAACUCUAUGCUCUGGGCAGUAUUCAUAAUGACCUUUAUGUUAUAGGAGGACAGAUGAAAAUUAAAAACCAGUAUCUUAUUACAAACUGUGUUGAUAAGUACUCUGUAGAACGGGACAAUUGGAAAAGGGUGUCUCCCCUUCCACUGCAAUUGGCAUGUCAUGCUGUAGUGACAGUGAAUAAUAAACUUUAUGUAAUUGGAGGCUGGACCCCUCAGAUGGAUCUUCCUGAUGAAGAACCUGAUCGAUUAAGCAACAAACUGUUGCAGUAUGACCCCAGCCAAGAUCAAUGGAGUGUGCGGGCACCCAUGAAGUACUCUAAGUACCGAUUCAGUACAGCUGUAGUCAACAGUGAGAUUUAUGUUUUGGGUGGCAUUGGCUGUGUAGGUCAAGACAAGGGCCAGGUUCGAAAAUGCCUUGACGUGGUGGAGAUCUACAACCCAGAUGGGGACUUUUGGCGAGAGGGCCCUCCCAUGCCAAGUCCCCUCCUCUCACUCCGCACCAAUUCCACCAAUGCAGGGGCAGUGGAUGGGAAACUCUAUGUCUGCGGGGGAUUCCAUGGAGCAGAUCGCCAUGAGGUUAUCUCCAAAGAAAUAUUGGAACUGGACCCAUGGGAAAACCAGUGGAAUGUUGUAGCCAUCAACGUCCUCAUGCAUGACAGCUAUGAUGUCUGCCUAGUAGCCAGGAUGAAUCCCCGAGACCUCAUCCCCCCGCCUUCAGAUUUGGUGGAAGAAGGCAAUGAGCACUAAGGUGACCUUGCUGGAGGACCUCCUGCUGUUCUGCAAACAAGGCCUUCAGAACGGAGAGGACCCACAGCAUCUCUGUCAUGCCAGUCAUGUG